Molecule: messenger RNA, 1569 nt
Organism: Sphaerodactylus townsendi
Lineage: Eukaryota; Metazoa; Chordata; Lepidosauria; Squamata; Sphaerodactylidae
Gene: RAB2B
Product: RAB2B, member RAS oncogene family
Exons: 7
Coding region: 435-1133 (232 amino acids)
Cellular component (GO): Golgi apparatus
Molecular function (GO): GTP binding; GTPase activity
Source: RefSeq, a predicted model, not a curated record
GGGGCAGCUGUGGUCUGGGGGGAGGCGACCCCCCCUCCUCUUCCUCAAAGGGCAGCCUCCCUAGGGAGGGGGGCGGGUCUGUUAUAAUCUCUGUGGGGUGCAUUGUUAACAGUACACUUAUUUAUUAUACUAUUUAUUAUAUUAUUUAUUAUACACACUUUGUAUUAUAUACUUAUAUAUGGUAUACACUUUCUAUUACAUAUAAUACAUUAUAUAGUUUUUCUUUUUAGGUACCUUGUCAGGGUCCUCAGUGUCACAACAGCCCUGUGAGGUAGGCAGGCAGGCAGGACCCUAUUGUCCCCGUUUCACAAAGGAGGGUUGGAAAGUCUGGACCUUUUUGGAUUUCUCCUCCCCCUCCCAGUCUCUCCGACCAACCUUAGUAGAUAACACAGACAGUUAUUAACACAGUUAUUAACACAGAUAACACAGAUAUUAUGAGACACAGAGAGACUCAAAAAUCGUCAAGGAGCCAUAAACAUACAGAUGGAUGGUGGAAAAUCUGUAGGGCUGCCUGCAGGAUUGUAUGUUUCUCUUUGUCCCGAGGUGUUGGAAAAUCCUGCCUCCUGCUGCAGUUCACGGACGAUCGGUUCACAACCUUGCACGACUUGACAAUCGGUGUGGAGUUUGGUGCACGCAUGAUCAGCAUUGACAACAAAAAUAUCAAGCUACAGAUUUGGGACACGGCUGGACAGGAAUCAUUCCGCUCCAUCACCCGCUCCUACUACAGGGGAGCAGCUGGGGCCCUAUUGGUCUACGACAUCACCAGGCGGGAAACCUUCAACCAUGUGAACUCGUGGCUCGAGGACGCCCAGCAGCACUCUGGAUCCCACAUGGUGUUCAUGCUGAUUGGCAACAAAAGUGACUUGGAGCACCGGCGGGCUGUGAAGAAGGAAGAGGGCGAAGCUUUCGCUCGGCAACAUGGCAUGAUUUUCAUGGAGACAUCGGCCAAGACAGCAACCAACGUGAAGGAGGCCUUCCUCGCCACAGCCAGAACCAUCUACAAAAAGAUCCUGGAAGGCCAGCUGGACCUUACCAGCGAGGGACACGGCAUCAAGAUCGGACCGUCAGCCGGACUGCAUGAAUCUGCCCUCCAACGUCCCCUGGGCUCUGGAGAUCGAUUGGGCUGCUGCUGAACUCUCCUCGGACUCCAGCUGGGUGUGUGGCACCUUGGGAACGCAUAGAGAGCUCCCCCUGCACUCACGGGCACCCUGUCGUUCCAUUUUCAGCAUGGUGUCGGGCGUGGGGAACUUGCAGGCCAGCCCUUUCCCUACAACUCACCUCGUCUUACUCGGUGUGGGGAUCGGGACCGCGCUGGAGCUAGAACUGCCUGUGACUUUGGACUCUGUUUCUCACCUCCAAGCAUUCCUUAUCAGGGAGGGGCUCCCCCAUUCUGUGCCUUAAUGCAUCUAUCGCCUCUUUCACUGUUGGAUCUUUCCCUCCCCACAUCGGGUUCAUAAAGCCCUGGCACAGAGGGGCACAUCAUUCAGGCCGUCCCGGCCUGUACCAGCUCUUAGAUUUUAAGAUGCUCCUCACUGUGAUUGUUGUUCAUAUUAAACGUUUUCCAUGUUU